Molecule: messenger RNA, 1125 nt
Organism: Ectocarpus sp. CCAP 1310/34
Lineage: Eukaryota; Phaeophyceae; Ectocarpales; Ectocarpaceae
Source: the annotation of a GenBank genome assembly
GGCUGAGUGCACGCAUAUCCCCGGAGUUGUCUCCCGCAUUCGGGCCCACAUAACGUGGUUUGAUUAUCCUUGUCGCUUCCACAUCUCACGUGCAUAUUGUCUUCUUGGUUCGAUGUACUGGCCCCCGCCUUUGCUUGGAUCGCACGGUCUGCAACCCGUUUGAGAAACAGCACGAGGAAUUGCUGGACUUCAUGUCGUCCACGUUCCGGACUCCUGCAGGAGACGUUGUCAUCCAAUGGGACUCUUAUGAAGAAUUUUGGGAGUGUCUGCCUAAUAUCCCAGACGCGGCGAAGAGUCUCGUGACCGACGCGCUGCCCACCUUGACGGAGCUGGUGGACUUGGCCAAGGAUAAAAAUUUCGCGGCUACCUUGAAGGAAGCAGGAGUACAGACGAUUCCCGCCACCCGGAUUGCCAACUUUAUCCAAAAGACUAUCUAUGACGCAAAGUAGUUUUUUGUUCUGUCCUUUCUCAAACAUGUGGCGCCUGCUUGCGGUUUCGGCGGUAGCGUAGUGUUGCUUGAGUUACGGUGUUUGGUGAUGGUUUUCAGGGACGGGGAUAAGAAGUUCGCGGUUUUGGGUGGGGAGUAUGGGGACCGGGCUGUUUCUCGAACCCAGGAUGAGGUGGCUCUCGCGUAGUACUUGGCAUUCUUGCGCGGUUUACACGAGUUCUCGGCGUGUAUCAACACGCGUAUGUAUACAUUAUUGUGACGGGGGUUGGGGGGUUCCGGGAACGGAGAGAGGGGACCACAUUGUGCUCUCUUUUUUUUUUAAUAUUGUGUCACAUUUUCUAGCGAGGCAGCUCUUGAACCCCAACGAUCCUCAUAGAAGGGGUAGUUCGACUUGGAGGAAGUGGCCUCGAUAGCAGGAGAGUUUUUCAUGUCGAUACUUGCCAAAUUUUGUGUCCACGUAAACUGUGAUCGCGAGUCCGAUACCCCCGGCCCCAUAACACGAACGUAUGAAGCACUUUUUGGGGGGUUGUAAGCUUGUGACAUAGACUGCUUCGGCAGGCGAAAUCCGUCUCAACAUGCGUGGUUCGUGCUUUGUUGCGAAGUUCGCAUCACUCCGAAGGUGCAUUAUUCCGAAGGCUGUGUUUCGGUCGCGGUACUUUUACAAGGAAUUAAAAAAA